CACCAAUAAUAUGUUGAUCUGUGAAAUAAUUCUGUACUGUGAAUAAUCAAAUUGCUGUUUAGAAUUUGUUAUAAAUUCUUUAUAUUUAUUUAUUGAAACAUCCACAUUCUUCUAUUUUCUAAAAAUUAGAAAGUAUCUUACGUAAAUUUUGUAAUUCAUGAAUAUGGAAAACGCAGAAGAAAUUUUUCAUUUCCUAGAAGAGUUCUCAAAACGCAAAUCGAAAAAUAUACCCCAAGAACUAAACGACUAUUUGGCUUACGUUGCACGUACCGGCGAUCCUGUCUACCAGUGGUCUCUUGUCAAGUGCUUAUUUAAAGAAAAAUUGUUAAAUGCGAUUACAGAUUUCUACGACACUGCACCAGGUCUCGAUAUACCGCCUUACCCAAACGUGGACCCUUUCAACUAUGACACCAUGAAAAAUAGCCUAUUAGAACGUUUGGAUUCCUUUUCUUCAGCACCUUUCACCGUGCAAAGGAUUUCCGAGCUUCUUACUUGCCCCCGUAAGCAAUAUAAUAGAGUUGAUAAAUUUAUGAGAGCUAUAGAGAAAAACAUUUUAGUAGUGAGCACUAGAGAACCAGGCAUACAACGUCAUGUUGACCCAGAUAAUGUGGAGCCUAUGGAACCUAUAGUGAAUGGUUCAGAUAACAACUCGGAAUGCAAUGUUGAUGUUGAAAUGGAAGAUAUGUCUUGGAAGGAAAAUAUAGACCAACCGCAGAACUCUGAACCACAACCUGGAUCUUCUGAUGCUCACAUAUCCAUAGAAGAUAUUGAAGCAAGACUGAAAGCUAAAAAAGAUAGCCCCGUUGACAUUAAAGCAAAAAUAGACCCUCAAUAUGAGUCUGUAACUCCACCGGAACUGAAUGUGUCACCUGACAUUCCAGCUAAUGAAACUAAAAACACUCUAUCUAAUACCAAUGUUGACACAAUUUCCUCAAUAGAUGAUGAAACUAAAAUUGGAACAGGUACUAACAUAACAGAACCUAAUAUUGAAACAAAAACUGAUGUAGAAAUGGCAACAGAAGAUACAGUACCUCAUGCAUUAGUUAUCCCAGAAAUAAAAGUUGAUGAUGCAGAAAUGAUUGAAAAGAAACUAAAUGAGCCCAAUAUAGAGCAGCUACAACAGAAAGUACCAGAAGAGGAAUCUGUCUCUACGGACAUAAAAACUUCUGAUAGUCAACCAAUUGAUGAAAGUAGUUCAGAUUCCACAAAAGAAGAAACUGAACCAAAGCUUAUAUCUGAAGUUUCCACUUCAAGUGAAGAAAGUUCUUCAUCUAGUGAUGUCACAGAUGGAAAUAGUAAUUCUCCUAAGACUGAUGAAGCUCAACCUGUUGAUAUUCAAGAGGAAACAAAUAUAACUGAUGUCACAAUAGAAAAAGUGAAUGUAGUGCAACCUGCAGAAAAUUCUUCCACUUCUGUAGAUAAUACAAUUCAAGAAACCCCAACUCAAUUAACUAUACAACCUGAUAAUUAUUCAAUUUCAGAUGUUAACUCUGAACUACCCCAACAUUCACCUAAAAAAGCCUCAGAUAAAAGUGUAGAAUCAACUCCAGACAAGGAAAAGGAAGAAGAAGAAAAAUCACCAGAUGUGGAAAAAGAUAUUACAGACAAAAUACAAGUUGAUGAAGUGACUGACAACACAGAAUCACAUGUGACAACUGAUAUUUCUGAAUCAUGAAUUUAGCCAUGUGAUGUCACAGUGGCAGUACUGAUAUUGUGUUAGCAAAACAUAACUUGUAGUUUUCAAUAUAAUCUAGAACUAUAUAUUGUGUCAAAAACUUUGGUCACACCAAAUGUACCUAUCCAGCCUAACAAUUGCUAGUAAAUAAAUAACUGAAAAAUUUGUACAUGUAUUAAUAUCA
Achroia grisella is the source of this 1859-nucleotide messenger RNA. RefSeq names its product serine/threonine-protein phosphatase 4 regulatory subunit 2 (gene PPP4R2r). The coding region runs from base 158 to 1675 and encodes 505 amino acids. Gene Ontology annotation, biological process: protein dephosphorylation. Gene Ontology annotation, cellular component: protein phosphatase 4 complex; nucleus; cytoplasm. The record is from RefSeq and is a predicted model, not a curated record. NCBI's taxonomy places the organism in Eukaryota, Metazoa, Arthropoda, Insecta, Lepidoptera, Pyralidae. Gene Ontology annotation, molecular function: protein phosphatase regulator activity. The transcript has a single exon.